AAAGACAAAAGAAAAAAGAAGACAAAAGAAAAAAAGAAGACAAAAAAAAAAGAAGACAAAAAAAGAAAGACGAAAAAAUAGAAGAUGAAAAAAAAAUGGAAGACGAAAGAAGUCGAAGGACAAAGAAAAAAAGAUGA
Messenger RNA from Racocetra fulgida, 137 nucleotides. Lineage: Eukaryota; Fungi; Glomeromycota; Glomeromycetes; Diversisporales; Gigasporaceae. The record is from the annotation of a GenBank genome assembly.